AUGCUUUCAAUGCUAAUCAACCUAAUUUUAUUAACUCUUCCAGCGUUUACAGAUACACUAAUUUGUAUAUCGCAUCACGAAUAUCAUGAAGACGGUAAAAUUCGUUUAAUUAAUUUAAAUCACUGUGGUGCAUAUAAUGGUUUCUGUGUAAAAGUACGUUAUUGGGAUGAUGAUCCGUUGAAAAAACGUGGUUUUUCACGCGGUUGUGAUAAGAACGAUUGCAUUGAAUUUGGCAAUUCGUUGUUCGGCUGGAAACCUAAUGGAUGCCGUCAAAACAGUGACUAUGGUAGUGACGGUGAAAUAUGCUGUUGUCAGACUGAUAUGUGCAAUGGUACUAUUGGACGACAACUACAAAUUUCUGUUAUUCUGCUACAAGUACUGUUGCUGCUUUUAUUUUUAACUGUACGUUACUAA
Messenger RNA from Enterobius vermicularis (human pinworm), 414 nucleotides. The record is from the annotation of a GenBank genome assembly. Lineage: Eukaryota; Metazoa; Nematoda; Chromadorea; Rhabditida; Oxyuridae.